UCGACGUGUUAGCUACGACGUGCGGUUGGCUACGACGUGCGUUUGGCUACGACGUGCGUUUGGCUACGACGUGUGUUAGCUACGACGUGCGUUUGGCUACAACGGGUAUUUUUUAUUCGAUAGGUAAUGAGUGUAUUCUGCAUGAACAGCCCCCCUGAGCUAGCUAGAAAUGCUAGCGCGGAGCAAGAACGGAGUCCCUGCCCCCAAGCAGUUUACAAUCUAAAGGGAAGGUCACAGCAGAACUAGACGAGUAGCGCAGUGAGGCGGUCUGAGAUAGGGAAGACUUGCCGAGUUCAGGUUUGACCGUGGGCAUUUAACUUAACUUAAGCUAAUUUUCCUCAACGGCGACGCGAGCUAGAGAAGGAAGCGACAGACCGCUCUGCCGAGAAAACCCCAAAAGGAGUCCCGAACUAAACGACUACAUAACAAAGUAGUUCCACGAACUGUUCCCUCGAGGACAACGGCCCCACCCCCACCCCUAUGGAGAGCGACCACGCCAUUGGUCGCCGGCGCCGUCCAAUCAGCCGGGAGCGGGCUAUAGGAAGGGCUGCGGCAUUGGCGUCUGCGCUAGCAACAUGGCGGAUCGGCUCACUCAGCUUCAGGACGCCGUCAACUCGCUUGCAGAUCAGUUUUGUAAUGCCAUUGGAGUGUUGCAGCAAUGUGGUCCUCCUGCCUCCUUCAAUAAUAUUCAGACAGCAAUCAACAAAGAUCAACCAGCAAAUCCUACAGAAGAAUAUGCCCAGCUCUUUGCAGCACUAAUUGCACGAACAGCAAAGGACAUAGAUGUUUUGAUAGAUUCUUUACCUAGUGAAGAAUCUACAGCUGCUUUGCAGGCUGCAAGCUUGUGUAAGUUGGAAGAGGAAAACCAUGAGGCUGCUACUUGUCUUGAAGAUGUUGUUUGCAGAGGAGAUAUGCUUUUAGAAAAAAUACAGAGUGCCCUUGCAGACAUUGCUCAGUCACAAUUGAAGACAAGAAAUGGUACUCACAGCCAGUCUCUUCCAGACUCCUAGCACUGAUGAACACACAGCAUGUGGCUGAAAAAUUGAACUGUUUCAAUACAACCUAAGCUCUGCAUCAAAUUUAGAUGUGAAUUAUACCAACCUUUGCAAAAAAACAAAAAAAAAACAAAAACAAAAGCACUGUGAGAUGAUUUAUCUCUAAUAAUUCUGAACAGUCUUCCCUUGUCACUUUUGAUAUAGAAUAAGCCCUAUAAAAUGUUGUGGUAAGUUUGUAAAGUGAAUCAGCUUUAAACUAUUUUGUUGUCAUUGUUUCCAUUGUUUUCUGUAUAAAGUUAAAUUCCUUUUGCUUAUUGAGGAUAAUCUUGCUUUCAGGGUCUUAUUAAUAUAGUUAACUAGAGUCAGUUAUAAAGUCCUGGGAUGAAACAAUUUGCUAUCUCAUUUAAUUGUUUCUUCCAGACUGUAAAUUUUCUUAGUGUAAGGAAGGGAAAGUAAUAAUUAUUUAUUAAAUGCCUACUUUGUGCCAGGCACUAUGUAGAGAGCUUUGCAAAUAAUAUUUCAUUUCGAUAAAGCAACCAUGUUCUACCUAACUUUUGUAUCUUCUGGGAUACUAACAUAAUAUUCUUCACAUAAUGGGUACUUCAUUGUUGAAUUAAAUUUGUUCCAUAGUUUCUGCUCAAUUUUAAAACCAAAAUCUUUUUUUUAAAUCAGUUUUGUUGAUUUUUGUUUUUACAUUGCCUAGAUUUUUUUCAUAUCCCUUCACCUUUUUUCUCUUAGUCAUACUUUAUAACAAUUCUUUUAAAAGAAAAGAGAAAGGAAAAAAUAUUUAGUAAAACUGCUCAAUACAUUAAAAAAAAUCUCAUGUGUAGUGUUCCAAUACCUCUCAUUUCUCAUUUUUCUAGUUACUUAGCCUGCCUCCUCCCACAAAAUCGUUGCUUCCCUCAUCUAAGUUUUCAUUUAUUGCUAACAUUUGCAUUUCUGUCUUCCUUGUUCCCUUUGUACUCACAUACCCUUCUACUUUAUCUCUAUACCUGUCUUCCCAAAAUGUCCUUUUGCUCUGUCCUUCCACUGUGCCCUCUGGUAUUUGUGUUUCAGUCUAUCCUGUUCUUUUUCUCAGACCCAUUUCUCAUUUUUUUCCUACAUCAUUUUGCAUGAUUGAGUAAUUACAAAAUGCUACAUGAUUAAUACAAAUAAUAUGUGUUAAGAGUUCUUAAAAGGGAGAGGUCUCUUUUAGUCUUAGAAUAUUCUAUAAAGAAGCUAUACCUUGAGGUUUGUAACAUCAAGGGAAGGUGGUGAAAAAGAAUGGUAUAAACAAAAGUAGGAAAACACAAGAUUUAUUGCUUGAUUAAUGUAGAGAAGGAGUAGCAAUUAAGACUAGAAAGAUAGUUUGGAUCCAGAUUAUGGCAGUUCUUGAAUGCCUGACUAACGUGGUUGGAUUUCUGCUGGCAUUUAAAGACUUUUCAUAUGAAAAUGAUAUGUAUUGUAUCACCAGCUACUUAGUGGACAUUUUGAACUGAAUGUUCCAUAGGAUUUCCAAAUUUAACAUGUAUGAAAUAGAACUUUUAUCCUUUUCUGUUUCCCUCUUCCAAAUUUCCUUUUUUUCCAUUGAAGAUAACCACUGUUCUUUCUAUCUUUUAUAACACUCUCAGCUCCUUACUCUCAACAGUCACUUCCUUUCUUCUCAAUAAUCAAUUGCCAAGCCUUAUCAUCUCUUAUUCUUUCCCUUCUCUUCACCAAAAUCAUAUGCACCCUAAAUCAGGCCCUUAAAAAUUCUCACCUUCUCUAUUGCAAUACCCUAAUUGAAUUCCUGGAGACUUGCAUUCACCUUAUCUAACCUGGAAUCUCCCAAUUGCUCUAUGACCAUUUCCAAACCAUGUUGCUAGCAUGGACCCCCUUCCCCUCUCUAGCACACUUCUAUGUGUUGUUCUUACCAAUAACAUUGUAUGCUGCUUGAAGAUAGAAUCACCAUGCUUGCUUGUAUUUAGAUCCCCAACACUUAUUGUGUCUGAUACAUAGUGCUUAAUAAAUGCUUCAUUGUACAAUAUGUCUUGCUACUCAGAUAAUCUAGCACAAUAAUUGUUCACCCUCAAAUCUCUUCCCUUUCAAGUAAUUCUUGUCAAAGGAAUAUAUCUAAAAUGUGUAAAAUGUAAUUACUUUUUGCUUCCAGGAGUAUUUCAACUUUUUUCCUGGCAUUAAAACAUGGUGUCAACUUACCUUUCCAUACUUAUUACACAUUGUUCCCCUUAAUGUAAUUUACUAGCCAGCCAGACUUCUCUUGCUGUUUGUCACAUGAAACAUUCCAUCCUUCACAGGCAUGCAGUCCUUCCUCACUUCUGCCUCAUAGAAUAUGUAAUUUAUUUUGAAGCUCAGUUCAAGCCUCUACAGAAGUUCUUCCCUCAUCCCUUUGAGUUGUUGAUGUUUUCCUCACUCCCCAAAUUUUCUUGGAUAAUUUUGUAUCUGUUUUAAAUAUAUGUAAAGGUAUUAUAUUCUGCAAUAGACAGAUCUCCUUGAGGAAGCAGUGAGGGAACAGUGUCUUUUCUAUUUUGGUCUGUAUCCCUAGCAUUACAAUGCAUAGUAGUUGCUAUAUAAAUACUUGGUAACUGAUCAAUGAUAAAAAACAGUACGUGAAAAUAUCAUCUGGUUGUGGAAAAAAGCUGAAAAAAUUAAAUGAAUGUGAUGGAAUAUGAUAUUAUUAACAUGAAUUCAAAGAAAUGUGGCAAGAUUUUUUUGAGCUAAUGAAAAGCUAAAAAAUAGAACCCAAAGAAUAUAACUAUAAUGUGCUUUAAAAAGAUCAAAGAAAGCUGAACUUUGACUAACUGAUACUCCAACAUAUCUACCUUAUUGCAAAAAAAAAAAAAAAAAAGUUCCUGAAUCAAAUAUGGUCUGGUACAGACUGAUUGCUUCACUUAGUAGUAUUUUCAAAAAUUUUCACUUGGUCACCUUAUUCCUGCAAUUUAUAGAAUAUAUUCAAAAGUAGAAUGCACCAGAAAACUCCUAAAAAUAAGAAAACAAUGUGGGUUUGUAAUAAGAGCAUUUACCUUAAAUAUUUUAAAAACAGAACUCAAAUUUUAUAAGUUUGUAGAUUUAGGAAGGGAACUUGGAGGCCUCUUAGUCUGAAGCCCUCAUUUUGCUCACGAGGUAAUAAUUAAUGUUACUCAUUAAGUGAUUUGCCCAAUAUCACAUAUAGUAUAUUUUAUUCAGUUCCAUAAAAAAUAGCAAGGAAUUUCACAUUGAUUCGAAUCAAUCCAUAUUAAACCAAUGUUUUGUGCUUACUGUUCUUGUCUAUCAAUAGGGAAAUCAAUCUGAAAGCUAAAUGAAAAAGAAGCUCCCAGUAGCUACAUAGAAACAAUAAAUUAUUUUGAACACCAUUUCAUCCUACUGGAUUGUGUCAACAAAUUUUGUUUAUUCAUGAGUAUGUGUAGUGGAGGAAAUUUACUCAAAUUAAUGUCACUGUUUUGUCCUUUCAGCCUGGAAAGCAUUAUAGGCUUUAAAAAUAUUUCUGUUUUCAAGUCACUCAACCAUUUUUUUUGUCUACUGUAAAUAUAAUCAUUUCAUUAAAGCCUUCUAAUAGUC
This is a messenger RNA of Sarcophilus harrisii (Tasmanian devil), 4529 nucleotides long. RefSeq names its product mediator complex subunit 21 (gene MED21). The record is from RefSeq and is a predicted model, not a curated record. Gene Ontology annotation, cellular component: mediator complex. Gene Ontology annotation, molecular function: transcription coregulator activity. Gene Ontology annotation, biological process: regulation of transcription by RNA polymerase II. The coding region runs from base 576 to 1010 and encodes 144 amino acids. Lineage: Eukaryota; Metazoa; Chordata; Mammalia; Dasyuromorphia; Dasyuridae. The transcript has 4 exons.